AUGUUGGAAAAAAUUGCGUCUAGACUUGAAUGUGAAGAUCAUACGUUCAAUACAUUGAAUGUCGACUUGGGAUAUGUUCAUCUGGUACAGAAGGUGGCAAUUAUAGCACCAUUUUCCAUCUAUCAAAUACAGACUGAGAUAACCAAAGAUCAAACAACACGAAAUCAGCUAAAAUCAUUGAAUAAUUCACCGCUGGUUGUUUACUCAUCGUUGGAUUUUGCAUCUGCAGAACACGUAACAUUGAAUACCAUAGCCCGUAAAAUAUUUUUUGUUCCCGUAUACAAGAAGGAUUUACCGCAUUCACCGGUGGUGUUGAUAACUGUCUGCAGAUACGACAGUCCUAUCAACUACUUCAAUGAUAAUCCAUAUACGGUCUAUACACGUGAAGUUGGCUUAGUAUCCUCAUUUGACAAUCAAUUGGAUAUUGUUUUCCGAACAUAUGAAAAUGGAAUCUUUAUAUUUUCUAUGCACGAUGAAGGUGAUCUGCUGGUUGUUCAAAUUGUUGAUGGCACCAUUUAUGUUAUCUAUGAUUUUGGCACUUUGUCACAUUCUGUUCUUUCUGGAGGAGUUGCGCUGAAUGAUGGUGAAUGGCAUGAAAUUCGAUGGACCUAUAACUAUGAUAAAGUCGAGCUGAUCAUUGAUGGAGCACUGAUGAAUUCGACAACUCCAUUAGGAUAUGCAAAACGGCUGGAUCUUGAUGACCAAGUCAGUGUUUAGUC
Enterobius vermicularis (human pinworm) is the source of this 719-nucleotide messenger RNA. The record is from the annotation of a GenBank genome assembly. Lineage: Eukaryota; Metazoa; Nematoda; Chromadorea; Rhabditida; Oxyuridae.